This is a messenger RNA of Trichophyton rubrum CBS 118892, 2034 nucleotides long. RefSeq names its product rRNA-processing protein MPP10. Bases 1 to 2034 code for a protein of 677 amino acids. The record is from RefSeq and is a predicted model, not a curated record. NCBI's taxonomy places the organism in Eukaryota, Fungi, Ascomycota, Eurotiomycetes, Onygenales, Arthrodermataceae. Gene Ontology annotation, cellular component: small-subunit processome; Mpp10 complex; sno(s)RNA-containing ribonucleoprotein complex. The transcript has a single exon. Gene Ontology annotation, biological process: rRNA processing.
AUGUCUUCCCAGAAUGAUGCAGCUACCAGUACGGCGGCCCUUCCAAUGUCCAAUCCAGAAGCUUUUUUAAAGCCUUCCCCAGUUCUAUAUUCUGGAUCAGUUGCUGCAGCAAAGGGAUAUCUUGACUCUCUUACACAGGACUUGAAAAAAGAGCAGCGUGAACAAAAACGGAAGCAGCGUACCACAGUCCCCCAAGUCCAUCAGCUCCAUGUUAACGGGUUCAACCACAAUCAGAUAUGGGAGCAAGCGAAGCGCAUCCUGGAUUCAGCGUUGACAAUAUCUUCCCGGGACUUGGACAGGUUCAAUGAACGAAAUACAGCGUUAUCCAGACCUUCCAAACAGAAAUUUCCCGAGGAUGACGAGAGUAUGUUGGACGAGGUGGAAGACGAUGAGGAAAUGGAGGACGACGAAGACAACGAAGACAAUGAAGAAAUGCUAGACUUGGAAGAUGAGGAAGAAGUCGAUUUUGCCGAGGACUAUGGUGAAUCAUUACCAGAGGAAGAGAAAGAAGAGGAUGAGGAGGAGGAAGAAAAAGAAGACGGAACUUUGGACGGAGAUGAGCCCCCGCGUCCCGAUAAAAAGAAGAAAAUCGAUCCCCAUGGCCUGAACGAUGACUUCUUCUCAUUAGAAGAAUUCAACAAACAGUCAACCUUCUUUGAAAACCGGGAUUCCAGGCGCCCGCACACCGAUGCUGACAGCGACGAGGAGGAUAUAGACUGGGAUGCAGAUCCCCUCGCACUACCAGAUAUACCAGACAAGAGAACCGUGGACGAAGUCGAAAAUGACGAAGAUGAAGAUGAUAUAGACGAGGACGAGUUGGAUCUUGAUAUGGAAAUACCCGACGCCAAUUUCGAAGAAGGAGAUGAAGAUGAAGAUGGUGAUAUGGGUCUGAAAGAUGACCCCCGGAACGCUAAAUAUGAAGACUUCUUCGAUCCUCCGCCGAAUGCUAAGAAAUCCAAAUCAAAACAGACAAAGCAAACUCAAGAAGAUAUAGAUGCGGACAUUGAUCGAGCAAUGGCAAACGUACGGCGAGAUUUGUUUGAUGAUGAUGAAAUGAGCGGGGAAGACGAUGCUAUGGAAGGCGAACAGUCAAAAAACAUGUCCAGCCAUGAAAAAAGACGAGCACAGAUCGCAGAUGAGAUACGACGGCUAGAAGCUGCCAAUGUCGCAAAGAAAGACUGGACGCUGAUGGGAGAAGCUCAGAGCAAUGCCAGACCAAUCAACUCACUAAUCGAAGAAGAUUUGGACUUUGAGCGAGUUGGCAAGCCAGUGCCCAUCAUCACGACCGAGGUCAGCAACGAUAUCGAAUCACUCAUCAAACGCAGGAUCAUUACUAAGGAGUUUGAUGAUAUUAUCCGUCGUCGACCACUUGCUAUUGGCGAACAGGGCGGAACCACUAAGCGGAAGUUUGAGCUGGACGAGACGAAACCUCAGCAUAGUCUGGCGGAGCUAUAUGAGCAGGACCAUCUACGUGCCACCGACCCGGGAUUCAUCGACAAGGGAGCUGAAAAGCUACGGAAAGAGCACAACGAGGUUAUUCAGCUAUGGGAGGAGAUUAGCUCUCAGCUAGACACCCUAUCAAACUGGCACUUCAAGCCCAAAAGGCCUCAGGUUGACCUUAAUGUGGUAUCUAAUGUUGAUACUAUCACUAUGGAAGAUGCUCAGCCAACUACCCGUGGUGAAUCCGGUAUUGCGUCUGGAAACAUGGCUCCUCAUGAGAUAUAUAACCCAAGUGAAACCAGAAUGGCCGGAGAGAUCAAGUUGAAGAGUGGUGUAUCGUUGGCUAAGGACGAACUGGACAAGGAGACUAAGCUACGACAUCGUCGCCGCCGUGAGGCACAGAAGAAGAGAAAGAGAGAAUCCCAAGCAGCUGCCAGCAAGCCUGACAGUGCUUCAUCGCAGAAGAAAGAGUUGGUCUCGAACUUGAAGAAGGGAGGCGUCAAAGUCAUUGGCAAGGGAGGCAAUUUGACUGACGUCCAGGGGAACAAAAUCCAGGACACUGCCUCCACGGGCCGUGAGAACCUUAAGCUGUGA